Orbicella faveolata is the source of this 1125-nucleotide messenger RNA. Its product is annotated as divergent protein kinase domain 1C-like. The record is from RefSeq and is a predicted model, not a curated record. NCBI's taxonomy places the organism in Eukaryota, Metazoa, Cnidaria, Anthozoa, Scleractinia, Merulinidae.
GUCAUGCAUAAUAAAAUUAAAAUUAAAUUAAAUUAAAAUACCCCCAUGGAAUUUGAGGGUCCCCCAAUAAUUAUUUUCAUCCUAUACCUUUGAGGUGUGUGGCAUUUUCUGGAACACCACAGUUUAAACUUUAAGGGCACGGUGAAUUAAACUUAUCUGAGUAAUUUUGACAUUUUUAAUGCCUGACAUUUUACACCUGAUAUUAACAGGUGAUGGGUCAAAAAUGGAGCAAGACCAAAUUUACGAACUCUUCAUUUCUCAUGUGUCUGAUCAUGUGAAGAAUGAACUCUCUUUUUCUGAACUAAACAAUAUAAUGACAGAACAAAAGAUUCUGGAACUUCUUUGGCAGCCACAUUCAUUGGAAAAACUUUCCUUUGCUGACAUGUCAAGUUUGUGGCUCUUAAUCCAGAGAGAUGAAUUCAUCAAGUUACAACUACUGCAAGAUAUGGAACACAUUCCAAGAGUGUACGGCUUCUGUGGAAAAUUUUAUGCUGUAGAGAGGGUGGAGACCCUAGAAGAAUUUUCCUUUUCUCCAUUUAAAAAGCCAAUGCCUUGGAAAAAACGCUUAAAGACAGCUUUAGACUUUUUGGAGCUUUCACAAGAAUUUUCUAACACGGCGUUAGGAAAACUUCACCACUGUGAUAUCCAGCCAGGAAAUUUUGGUAUCACCAAAGCUGCGAGAGUCGUAGCCAUUGAUAUUGACUCUGUAUUCUCCAUGCAACAAAUGGAGGAUUUCCUUGAACAACCAACUUGUGAGAGUAACAAACAGUGUGAUUUCUUUGACUGCAUGUCUGCAUGUAAUGUAACAGAACAUCAAUGUUCAAGAAAUAUUCUCACCAACAACCUUCAGGUCAUUUGUCGAGAUAUUUUCUUGUCAUACUGGGGACAGCCAGGAUUGUUACAAAGAGCUCCAAUCCAUGCUAAAAACAAACUCUCAUCCGUGUUAUCAGAGUGCGCAUCAGAAACAAUGCUACCGUGGAAACCAGGAAAAAUGGAGAGGAUUCACAGAAAACUAAAGAAAAUUCUCUCCGAAGAACAAGUGUCUAAUUAGUUCUAAUUGAAACAAGCAGAUGCUUAUAAAUGGAUUUUUAACUGUAAAUUAUGUAUUUGCAAAUUAAAGCAUAU